ACGUACAGCCACUAUUCAGACCUGGUUAAUCGAGCGCUAUUCCGCUGAUAGCUGCCGCUGCAGUCCCGUCCGUUUGCUAACGCACUGGGACAAAAACUGAGACCUCAAUAUGUUUUUGUCUGCUGCUGUUCGGUCUGCUGUGUCGCACACGGCCAGACAGGUUAGGAGUCUGCAUCGGUCUGCUGCACGGGCUGGAGCUGGUGGCAUCUUUGUGCACAGAGAUACACCUGAUAACAACCCUGAUACUCCUUUUGAAUUCACAGAGGAGAACAAAAAGAGGAUUGAGGCCAUCAUUUCAAUGUAUCCUGUUGGACACAAGCAAGCAGCCACCAUCCCUGUUUUGGAUUUAGCUCAGAGGCAACAUGGAUGGCUCCCUAUCUCUGCCAUGAACAAGGUCGCUGAAGUGCUGGAAGUCCCUCCAAUGAGAGUGUAUGAAGUUGCGACAUUCUAUACAAUGUUCCUCCGUCAGCCUGUGGGAAAGUACUUCAUUCAGAUCUGCACAACAACACCGUGCAUGCUCUGCAACUCAGACAGCAUUCUGGAAGCCAUCCAAAACAAACUGGGUAUCAAGGUUGGUGAGACUACUCCAGACAAAAUGUUCACUCUUAUAGAAGUGGAAUGCCUUGGUGCCUGUGUGAAUGCUCCCAUGGUCCAAAUCAACGACAACUAUUAUGAGGACCUCACACCGAAGGACAUUGAGGAUAUAAUUGAUGAACUUAAAGCAGGCAGAGUGCCACCACCAGGGCCCAGGGGUGGGCGUUUCUCCUGUGAGCCUGCAGGUGGAUUGACUUCUCUCACAGAGCCUCCCAAAGGGCCUGGUUUUGGUGUAAGAGCAGACCUCUAGACAUUUGAGAUCAUCAUCUGUCCCUGAACGUGAUAUAAAGUUUAACUCAAGCAUAUUGUGUAAAUAAAUUGUUCAUGUACAUGUGC
Sphaeramia orbicularis (orbiculate cardinalfish) is the source of this 930-nucleotide messenger RNA. It is a transcript of the gene ndufv2, whose product is annotated as NADH:ubiquinone oxidoreductase core subunit V2. Gene Ontology annotation, biological process: mitochondrial electron transport, NADH to ubiquinone. Gene Ontology annotation, molecular function: NADH dehydrogenase activity. The coding region runs from base 110 to 844 and encodes 244 amino acids. The record is from RefSeq and is a predicted model, not a curated record. Gene Ontology annotation, cellular component: respiratory chain complex I. NCBI's taxonomy places the organism in Eukaryota, Metazoa, Chordata, Actinopteri, Kurtiformes, Apogonidae. The transcript has 8 exons.